AAUAUACCCACCGCCAUAAAGCGUAAAACCUUACCCGAUUUCCACUCGCUAUUUCUUAUUCUUUUUCAACAACCGUCCCUUCCAUUUCACUUCCAUUCUCAGAUCUCCAACUAUCCAAACGCACUCGUUUCAACUGCAUUCUCUUCUAUGGCUUCCAAAUUCUUUACCUACACUCUUUUAGCCUUCUUUGCUCUACAAGUUGCCCUCUCUGCAACACCACCACCGGAAUCAGACUCGUCCCCGAGUCCGUCUCCUCAACUACCUGCCGGUUCACCACUGCUUUCCGCUGCUUCUCCUUCACCGCACAUGGAUCUGUCUCCUUCUCCCACAGAUUCACCAAUGGUUUCGCCACCAGCGCCGCCGCCUUCAGAUCUGCUCGGUCCUGGUGCUUCUCCUACUCCGGCUCACUCGCCUGAGAAAUCUGGAGUUCCUGCGCCGGCUCCUGUGGAACCGAGUGAUAUCAAUCACACUGGUAAUGUAGAAGCAAGCGGCGAUCAGUCUAAGGGAUCCUCUGGAAUGAGCGGUGGAAAGAAGGCUGGGAUUGCGAUUGGAGUGAUUUUGGGGGCCGGUGUGGUUGUAGUGGGUGGAUUGCUUUAUAAGAAGAGGCAGCAGAACAUCAGAAGGUCCCAAUAUGGUUACGCUGCCAGGGGAGAGCUUCUAUGAAGACAAUGAUAGAGAUUAUAAAACAAAAGAUUACAAGGUAGCAAUUACUAUUAUCGCUGCUAGAUUUAUUAUUCAUUUCCAUUGUAUACGAUUGAAAGCAUUGUUGAUUUCUUCUAUUCAUCGGUCAUUGCUUGCAGUUACAGAGUAUAAUUUUCUCCUCGUCUUAUAUCCUCCUUUGUGUGAUAGUUAUUGUAAUAGAGUGGAUAUUAAUCAGUAAUCCUUGAUUAGUGAGAAUUUAAUGUUGAUCUGCUAGUGAUUCAAAUCUUUGAAGCUUGAUUUCUAUAAUUAGCAAUCAAUUAUACUGGUUUGUCUUUU
Messenger RNA from Manihot esculenta (cassava), 978 nucleotides. RefSeq names its product classical arabinogalactan protein 10. The record is from RefSeq and is a predicted model, not a curated record. The transcript has a single exon. Lineage: Eukaryota; Viridiplantae; Streptophyta; Magnoliopsida; Malpighiales; Euphorbiaceae. Bases 148 to 663 code for a protein of 171 amino acids.